AUGUCCGGCGACUCCCUUCCCAUAACCGCAGAGCGCUUUGCAAAGGCGCUAGCUGACCUCUCGCUGUCCUCGCUGUAUCUCAAAGUCGCGGAGCUGGAGAAUAGCAUUGCGCACUUGCAGAAGAGUAAUGGGGAGCUGCAGGAGUUUGUGCGGCAGGAGGAGGACAAGGAGUGCUAUGAGGCGAUUUUGGAGAAUAGAGAUGUUAUUCGCAGAAUGGAGGAGAGGAUUGAGUUGGUGAAGAGGGAAGUGACGGAGGUUCGCGGGCUCCCGUUUAAACCGCGGGGCGAGGAGAAGAGUGCGCCUGUUGAUGCGGAGAGCAGGACGAAUGGAGCGACGAAUGGGACUGCCGAGAUGGCAGGUGCUGCUGCGCGAAAUGGUACGAACGCCAGCAAUGGAACAACUCACGGACAGCAAGCCGGAAAUGCAGCAGAAGAGGAAGAGGGCGUCUUCCUCUGA
Trematosphaeria pertusa is the source of this 456-nucleotide messenger RNA. RefSeq lists its product as uncharacterized. Gene Ontology annotation, molecular function: protein-macromolecule adaptor activity. Gene Ontology annotation, biological process: proteasome regulatory particle assembly. The transcript has a single exon. Bases 1 to 456 code for a protein of 151 amino acids. NCBI's taxonomy places the organism in Eukaryota, Fungi, Ascomycota, Dothideomycetes, Pleosporales, Trematosphaeriaceae. The record is from RefSeq and is a predicted model, not a curated record.